AUGCCGUCGUUGACUAACAUCUUGCUUCACAGCAUUGCCUAUAUGGCAGAGAAGUUCCCUGACAGAUGGAUGGAGAAGAUCCCAUACUAUCGCGAAAGAGAAGAAGAGAUAGAGCAAGAGGAGCGUGAGGCACGUCGUGCUCGCAAGGAAAAGGAAAGGCGCAGACGCUCUCACUCUCACAAACGCUCUAGCAGCCACCGCAGAGCCCGCCACUACGAUGACGAUGAACAUUCUGAAAGCUACGACGAAGAAGACUACGAUCGUCGUGAUCGCAGAAGACACCAGAGUCUUGAUGGACGUCGUCAGCAUGCUGAGGAUAGAUCCUCGUACCGCAGAUCCUACAACCCUGCCGACUAUGCUCCCGUCGACAGAUACGGCUUCGCUGUUCAGGCUCCUGGCAUCUCUCGUCCCGUCGUGAAUGGACCCAUGCCUGGUGCAGCUCCUGCUCAGACUCCCUCCAAGAAUGGCUCUCGUCCCACCUCCAGAUCUGGACCAAUUCCUGGCUACGUUCCUUAUGCCAAUGUCUACAACACAACCGCUCAGUCACAGCACUAUUCUCGCGGUUAUGAAUCUCACGACUCUCCUCGUGGAUCGAUGGAUCGCCUUGAUCGCAGAGACUACCGUCCUGAUCAACGUGGUGGAAGAUACCAUGAUACCCACAACUCUGGCAGUGAUGAAGAUACCAGAUAUCGCCGCCGUAACAGUCGCUUCGACUAG
Molecule: messenger RNA, 717 nt
Organism: Aureobasidium melanogenum CBS 110374
Lineage: Eukaryota; Fungi; Ascomycota; Dothideomycetes; Dothideales; Saccotheciaceae
Exons: 3
Coding region: 1-717 (238 amino acids)
Source: RefSeq, a predicted model, not a curated record